AUGGGCACAGGGGCCAAGAUAUUACACUUCAAGCAUCACAAUCUGAUUUUCAAAGAUUCGUUGAACUUUCUGAAUAUGCCCCUUGCGGCCUUUCCAAAAACUUUUGGUUUAACAGAGCUCAAGAAAGGAUUUUUCCCACACAAAUUUUCUAUGCUUGAAGAUUUACACUACGAGGGUAAGAUUCCAGACAUCAAGUACUUUGAACCACAGCACAUGUCUAAAGAGAAGAAAGAAGAAUGCGAAAAGUGGCAUGCUGAGCAAGUGACAGAAGGAAAGACUUGGAAUUUUCAAACAGAAAUGUUGGACUAUUGCAAAAGCGACGUACAGUUACUGCGAGAAGGGUGCCUGAAAUUUGCUCAAGACACAAAGAACGAGGCAGGAUUUAAUCCCUUGACACAAUGCAUUACGAUCGCCUCGACCUGUCAUUAUUUCUGGCGAAACUAUCAGAUGCAGCCAAAAACCAUUGCCGUUGAACCUGUGAAUGGAUGGGGCGGUCUCAAAGUGAACCAAAGUAAAGUAGCACUCCAAUGGUUGUACCUGGAAGAUCUAAAAUUGGGUGGCAACAGAAUCAAACACACACGAAAUGGCGGAGAGCAAGUUGUCCAGAUCAAGGGUGGCAGAGUCACCGUGGAUGGUUAUGAUCCAUUGACUAAAACAGUCUUCGAAUUCCAAGGAUGUGAGUACCAUGGAUGCAAAAAGUGUAAUCCGUAUAGGAGACAUAUGAAACCAUUCCAUCAUCCGGAUAGAACGAUAGAAGAAAUUUAUCAAGUCACCCAACGAAAAAAAGAGCUGAUCAAACAGGCUGGAUACACAGUGAUUGAACAAUGGGAAUGCGAUUUUAACAAAAAACUAAAACAAUGUCCAAACUUGCAAGAGCAAAUUGAUAAAAUGACCUGGGUUUCUCCUUUGAACCCAAGAGAUGGUUUUUAUGGUGGAAGAACUGGCAUGGCAAAAUGCCAUUAUCAGGCAGAAGACAACGAGAAAAUUUUAUAUGAAGAUUUCACAUCUUUAUAUCCUACCAUCAACAAGUACGCAACCUACCCCAUUGGACAUCCACAGAUUAUCGUGAAUCCAUCGGAUCAGAACAUCUUUCACUACUUUGGAAUCGCUAAAGUGGAUGUCUUACCACCAGAAAAAUUGCUGCAUCCUGUGUUACCGGUGAAGCUCAAUGAAAAAUUGCUGUUUCCUCUAUGUGUAAAAUGCGCAGAGGAUCAAGCAGAACGCCCUUGGUAUGAACGCUCCAAUCUCUGCCCACACAGUGAUGAAGAGAGAACAAUAACAGGUACUUGGUCCACCCCAGAACUGCUAAAAGCAGUGGAGAAGGGGUACCAAAUUACCAAGAUCCAUGAAGUCUGGCAUUUUCCGGAGAGUCAAAGAAAGGAGGGCCUUUUUGCACCGUAUGUGAAUACAUGGCUAAAACACAAGACCGAAGCCAGUGGAUGGCCUGCUCACUGUUUGACUGAAGACCAAAAAGCAGAGUACGUGGAACAAUAUGAAGAACACGAGGGGAUUAAGCUGGAUCCUGAAAAGAUUGAGAAGAAUCCAGGUCGUAAACAAGUGACGAAGCUUAUGUUGAACAGCUUUUGGGGGAAAUUUGGGGAGAACGAGCAUCGCACACAGACACAAUCGAUUCAGGACGAAGAUACUUGGCCAAAAAUUGUGCAGGACGAAUCGUUUAUGGUCAAAGAUGUACGUAUUUUUAAUGAAGACGUCAUGGAAUUAAGCACACUCAAAUACGAAAAUGCCUGUGCAAGCAGUGGUAAAAUCAAUAUUUUUAUUGCAUGUUACACGACAGCCUUGGCGCGUCUAAAGCUAUAUGCAGAAUUGGAAAUGCUUGAAAACCAAGUGUUAUACUAUGACACCGAUUCUGUGAUUUACAGUUACAAAGAAGGAGAAGUCAAAAUCCCUACGGGUGUGUUCCUUGGUCAAAUGACAGAUGAAUUUGCAGGCGAUGCUAUUACAGUGUUUGGGUCUGCGGGACCUAAAUCGUACUGUUAUCAGACAGCGAAGGGUAAAACCGAAUGCAAGAACAAGGGAACCAAGCGUUCGUACGAAAUCAACCAGGUAUUAAAUUGCAGUUCAAUGAUGAACCAUAUCGAGAAGGAGUUAAAAGAUCCAUUGGAGCAAAGACGGUUGAUGGAAAUAGAAAUAAAGAAUCAUUUUGUCACAGAUAACACAAACAAGACUGUUAGUUUAACAGAUUUAGUGAAAGUGUUUGAUGUCAAUUGGGACAAGCGUGUCGUUGAAAAAACCACAGGGGUCACUUACCCCUAUGGCUAUGUGAGGUUGUAA
Messenger RNA from Porites lobata, 2292 nucleotides. Lineage: Eukaryota; Metazoa; Cnidaria; Anthozoa; Scleractinia; Poritidae. The record is from the annotation of a GenBank genome assembly.